Pocillopora verrucosa is the source of this 4175-nucleotide messenger RNA. NCBI's taxonomy places the organism in Eukaryota, Metazoa, Cnidaria, Anthozoa, Scleractinia, Pocilloporidae. The record is from RefSeq and is a predicted model, not a curated record.
CCUUGGAUGGGAUUGUUGUCUGUUGCAUGUAUUUGUGUUCCGUAUCGUUAUUAAUUCUUCGUAUACCUUUUAAUGCGAGGCAUUUAGUUUUCUAAACACCAAACCUGCCUGGAUAUUUCUUUUUAUCUUGAGGUACCACAAACUUAAGAGGUCCCAGUGUCAGACAAGAUGAUCUCGAUGUCAGCAUUGACGUUCAUGAGGCUUGUGCUGUACUAUUCUGAUGUUCGCAUCCGUUUAACUGGUUCCAACGUGACAUUCGCUGGACGUGUUGAAAUAUUUUCUUAUGGAGUCUGGGGACGUAUCGAUGGAUCUUCGUCUUGGGAUAGAACAGAGGCUGAAGUGGUAUGCAGGCAGCUUGGCUUCCCAGGUGUUGUUACGGCCUUGAAAUAUUCACCGUUUGGAGAAGGGUCCGGACCAGUCUUGAUGUCUUACGUGAGUUGCACAGGAAGUGAGAAGACUUUACAACAAUGUCAGUACCGAGGCUGGCUUAAGAGUAAUGUCUGGGAAGGUAGAGAAGCGGGUGUGAUAUGCAAGACCCAUGAGCUUGAUACUGAUGUCCGCGAUAUUUCAAUUCGCCUUCAAGGAUCCUCUAUUCCUAAUGCUGGUCGAGUAGAAGUGUUGUACGCAGGAAUCUGGGGAGCAAUCAGUGAAACAAACUGGGACAUAAACGACGCCUCUGUGGUGUGUCGCCAGCUUGGUUAUCAAGCUGGUGCAGAAGUAGCUUUGGCAAACGGUGAAUAUGGGUCAGUCAGCGGUCUUGUGUGGAUUACUGAUCUUCAGUGCUCUGGAAGUGAAGCUAACAUAAUGAGCUGUUCUCAUGAUGGGAUUGGUAACAAGUCUGAAUCACAAAAUCCACAGAACGUUGCAGGUGUCAUAUGCAAGGAUUUGUCCCAAGCAAAUGGAAUGCUGAUUAGGUUAAGGGGAUCUCCUUCGCCAAAUAUGGGACGAGUGGAGGUUUAUUAUGCAGGAAAAUGGGGUUCAGUUUACGCCUCCGGUUGGGAUAUCAGAGAUGCUACCGUUGUCUGCCGCCAGCUGGGAUACACAACAGCAUUACUGACAGGAAGAGGACUAUUUUGCUCGCCCACUUUGCCAAUUUUCUUUCGAAACUUCAGGUGCUAUGGAAACGAAUCAGCGUUAGAACAUUGUGCUUGGGAUUUCUAUGGUUACACCUCGUCAAGUUACUGUGCAAAUGUUAUGUGCAGCAAUGAUACAGCUGAUUCAGGAUUUGAUAUACGUCUCACAAAUUCUGCUGUUGGACACGCUGGUAGGUUAGAGCUUCGAAUACACGGAAUUUGGGGGACUAUUUAUUUUCAUUAUUAUUCCAUACAAUGGACCAGUUGGGAUAGAGUAAUAUGCAGACAGUUAAACUUCUCUGAUAGCGUCCUUGCAGUUGGUCGGGCCGCGUUUGGACCGGGAACUGGCCCUCAGUGGUAUGAAGACUGGAAUAUACAUUGCCUUGGACACGAGAGUAAUCUACAAAAUUGCACUCAUUACAGACAGCCUCAAUUGUCAAUCUAUAAUCAUGACGAUGAUUUCAGUGUCAUUUGCAAACCAAGAGCUGCGCAAGCCAAUGACUUCAAGGUUCGCUUGACUGGAUCUAGUUUCAGUGCUGCUGGUACAAUCGAGGUGAUGUAUUACGGAGUCUGGGGAGGAGUGCUUGGCGCUGGUUAUAUUGAUAUUAAUGCAGGUCAUGUGGUGUGUCGUCAGCUGGGAUAUCAUAGCGCCGAUGAAAUUUUCCAAUACGCAGCUUUCGGACGAUUAAAAGGUCCAUUGUGGAUAUGGAGCAUACAUUGUAAUGGGAAUGAAUCGAACAUCUCAGACUGUGCAAUGACAACUUGGGACAAACACGUUCCGCAUGGAUGGUGGGAAUCUUAUUUACAACGUCCAGAUUUUGCAGCUGGUGUUUUAUGCAGACAGGAAAACUUCAACCCACCACAAAUGUUGAAUGUGAGGCUCGCUGGUGCUCCAAUUAGUAAUGCUGGACGAGUAGAAGUGUUUUACUUGGGAGAGUGGGGAACAGUAGGUAACUGGGGAUGGGACCUCAAUGCUGCUCACGUGGUAUGCCGCCAGUUGGGGUACCCUGCAAGCCUUUCUUUUGGUUAUAAUAAUCAGUUUGGUUCGAGGAAAGGGCCGCAAUGGUUCAGCAACUGGAGAUGUUUUGGCAACGAGACCAAUCUUGGAGAAUGUACAAAAGAUGGGUAUGGUUACACUUCCGGUGGAUCAUGGGGUACAACAGCAUUAUGCAAAUUACCAUAUCAAACAGACAUCUCUUCAAAAUGUUAUGAGGUCAAAUGUCAACAUCAAGGAACCUGCAUUGACACUGGAGGUGGUGCUAUUUGCAACUGCACAGAAGGAUUCACAGGAAUCCAUUGUGAAAAAUCAAUAUCUAAUCCAUGUCAGAGUUCUCCAUGUAUGAAUGGUGGAAAGUGCUUCAGCAAUGAAUCUUCAUAUAUCUGCUCGUGUCCCGAUGGGCUCUCGGGACAUCGUUGUGAGGAGCGAAUUACCAUCACCAUGAAACCGUGCCAGAGCCACCCGUGCCCAAACAAUGCAUUUUGCCACGAAAAUGAAACUCAUUUCUCCUGUGUGUCUGAUGAAGCACAGAAUUCAGCUUCUUUACAGACCAGUGAUGGGUCCUCGCAGAACGGAAGUACAAUCUCAAAGACUACUUUUAUCAUAACAUUAUCAAUUCUUGCAUCUCUUGUGUUCUUUCUUAUUGCUGUAAUUGUUUACGUUAUCUUCCAAAAUCGAAAGCUUUCUAAAGUUAGACUUAGAGACCAACAGGCAACUUUUAGCAACAUGGCCUACAGGAGCGAUAAAGAGGAAACCUACUACUGUGACGAAAUCGACCUGGGAACGGGAGCUAAUAACAGUUCAAUGCCAAAGAGGGACUCGGACAACACUAACCACUUAUAUGAAAUAGCUCCCGCUUUCCAUGAAACGGCCACCUCUCGAGCUCUUCCACCAAUUCCACCACCACAUAAAGCGGUAAGAAUGAAUCCGCAAGCUGCUCGUAAGAAAGCCAACUGGCGAAAUAGCGGUUUAAAAACGGAAGGAGCCUUGGAGGGGUCAAAGAGGGCCACGACAGGGGCCGGAGAGCAUUACAUGGCUUUAUCAAAGGAGAACAACAACACUGCCUCACGAAUUGUCUCAGCUGAUGGAGGACCGAAUCCCAACCAAUAUAUGUCUCUGUCACCAAACAGGCACGGAGAUAUUUCUCAUUCAUAAAGUCAUCAAGCGUCUCACUUCUAAAGAUCGAUUAACAUGACAAAGAUAGAAAAAGACGCAAAGAUCUGAAAAGAGGAGACUCAGAAAAAUUUCCUUUUUCUUAGUGAAAACUAGUAUUGUGUUGCAAAAUUUGUUCGCCUGUAUACCCACGCGUGUCUAUUCCUUCAAACAAAACAUUUUCCAAGAAAACCAAAUACCUAGCAUCUAAAAAGCAUUUAGUAUGAUCGAAGGCCUAGUUUGAAUUCAUCAGAGAAUGGAGAGAGAAGUUAGUAGUGUGAACUCUCCCUUAUCACGCUUUCUCGAGCAAUACGCUUUUGUACACAGGCCCUGCUUAACGUAUUAUACACCUUUUGCGUCUCUUAGUAUAUGUAUACCAUUAUUGGCAAGGAUGCCCAAGUUCAAAGUCUUCAUUCGUAAAUGGGAAAACUUCUUGAGGUUUCAGAGAUUUGAAUUGUCCAAACCUCACGGUAGCUUUUUAUUUCCUAAAAAAUUCUCAAUCCGUAAGGCUAAUAUUACUUCCCAGGUAAAUACCGAGUUCAGAUAAGAGCCCGGUUUUGUCGUGUAAUCAUUAGGGGUUUAGAUUUGAUUUGCAAACUAUUCAGAGUGAAUGAAACUUCAAGUAGGCAGCAUAUUUCAAGAAUGUAGUAAAGGUUCUAAGGACUGCGCUAUUUUUGCAUAAUUCUGCUUUGGUAGAGAAUUGUAAAUUGCUUGAGAUUUGUACGACACACAUGCGUUUGAUAAUUGCUAACUGUUCUGGUACCAUAGAAAUGAAUUUGGCUAUUUGUUACAAGAACAAUGAGAAGCAAUGUGGGGAAUAAGUAAUUUUGAUAAUCAAACACGAAUAUAGCGAUUUCAAAGGUAUUGACUCGGAAAAUAUCUUUAAUCCCUUUAGUUUGGAGAAUAAAGGAGCAGAAAAGGCUCGAUAGUCUGAAUCGGUGAUAGCUCGCACA